Messenger RNA from Aspergillus mulundensis, 993 nucleotides. Its product is annotated as zinc metalloprotease. The record is from RefSeq and is a predicted model, not a curated record. Gene Ontology annotation, molecular function: metallopeptidase activity. Lineage: Eukaryota; Fungi; Ascomycota; Eurotiomycetes; Eurotiales; Aspergillaceae. The transcript is spliced from 2 exons. Bases 1 to 993 code for a protein of 330 amino acids.
AUGCGUCUCCUCCCCGCCCUCCUCACAGCGAGCUUUGCAGCCCUCGCAUCCGCCCGCUGCGGCACCCGCGACCCCUCUGAGCGCGUUCACGCACAGCACAAAUACUUCCUGGAGAAGGAGGACCGCGAAGCUGCGCGCAUUGCGGCGGCGCGGGAUGUCUUCGAUGUCACUGUCGACACAUACGUGCACGUCGUUAUCUCCAAUACAACGGCGGGCAUCAAUGCCACCACCCUGCCGUCCCAAAUCCACGAGCAGAUCGACGUCCUGAACGAGAAUUACCUGGGCACAGGCUUCCAGUUCAACCUCGUCAAUGUCUCGUACACGCACAACGACAAGUGGACGGCGAUCAUGGACGGCAGCACGACGGAGUACGAGGUCAAGUCGACCCUGCGCCGGGGCGACUACACGGCGCUGAACCUGUACUUCGGCACGAUCGGGAGUGGGAUUCUGGGUUAUGCUACCUUCCCCGACACCGUCACCCCCCGCGAAUUCCUCCUCGACGGCGUCGUCUGCGACCCGCAGUCCCUACCGGGCGGAAAAGCCCCCUACAACCUGGGCAUAACAGCCGUGCACGAAACCGGCCACUGGCUGAACCUCUUCCACACGUUCCAGCCGGGCAACGACGACCCCGCGCAGCCGGGCUGCUACGGGCACGGCGACUACAUCCACGACACGCCGGCCGAGGCGUACGCGGCGUUUGGAUGCCCCGCAUCCCGGGAUACGUGCAAGGGGGCCGUCGAGGCGAAUAAUACGCUCUCUGUGCCGGGGCCGGACCCGAUUCAUAACUUUAUGGAUUACACGGAUGAUCGGUGCCUGACGACGUUUUCGGCGGGGCAGAUUACGCGCAUGCAGAAUUCUUGGAGGGAGGAGAGGGUGGCUUAUGUGCCGAUGGGGAUGAGGAGGAGGAGUCCGGGUGGCUUGUUGCCGGAUCUGAAGGCUGAGUUGGGGUUGGGACUUAAGGGGAAGAUUGCCAGGCCUGGGUCGGGGUGGUAA